CCCGCCACGGUCCCGUCUGUCACAGCUCCUCUGGACUUUACUUCGUGCAGGAUCAAACCUCAGCGACAUUAUUGCAGAAUGGAUGUAAAGCUGUUGGCAGUCGUGGCUGCGCUCACGGUGGUGAUGAUAUAUGUGCCUCCAUCACAAGCAAAGCCCAUCAGUCUGGUGGAGAGAUGCUACUGUCGUUCAACGGUCAACAACGUCCCACGAGGCUACAUCCGAGAGCUCAGGUUCAUCCACACGCCCAACUGCCCCUUCCAAGUGAUUGCCAAGCUGAAGACAAACAAAGAGGUGUGUGUAAACCCAGAGGUCAAGUGGCUGCAGCAGUACCUGAAGAACGCUUUAAACAAGAUGAAGAAAUCCAAACAGGGCAACUAAAAGCUCCUGCAGAGAUGCUCCUGAGCCAUCACAGCUAUCGAACGUGUGAUAUGAGAUCAUCUGGUAUGUUGUACAGCACUUAUCCCGGCUGCCACGCUGCGGCCUUAUGCAUUGAAUAAACCUACAACUCUUUACCAUGAACACCAAUCCACCAGCCCCGUCGCCGACUUCACCAUCACCACUCUCAUCACUUAUAGAGAUCAUAGAUGUUAUUAGUGCAAAGUGCAAUUAUAUCUGAGUGUAUGUUUUUCUAACUAUAAUGUAUAUACUUUGUUGUUAAUGGAUUUCAACAGUAAAGAGCUAUUUUUGGAGAUUUUCUUGUCCUUCUGGCCUCUCUGUCAUUUAGAAAAAGGGAUCGACCCUGGGGUCAAAGUGUUCAAGGGUGAGAGAUGUAGGUCAGCGGGAGGGUUUUCUCCAUACAAACAUGAGUCAACAUCCCAUUUGUAAGUAGUAGAGUCCUGUAGACCACUGAGCCAGGAGAUUUAUUAUAACUAAUCCUUAACAUGAGAUCUGCUUAUCCUUAUUGUCUCUGAUUUUAAAUUGUACACAAUGAUGAAGAACAAUGUGUAGUUUCUCUUCCAAAAACAAAGGAAUGGGCAGAGGCGCAGAGUUUGCCAAGUUGUAUUUCAUGUUUCAAGUUAAUUGGCACCAUGGGAUUUCAAUGGAUGCCAGCUACCCCAAGACUGAAUAUAAGAUGUAUAAAAUAUCCUAGUAAAAUGGCAAUUACAAUGUUUUUGUGAUGGAAAUUAGGAUGCCAAAAUAGCUUGAGCAUUUCCUGAACUGCUCUGUGGCUGUGAUUACAUGACCCUCUGUUACCCAACAUGUCUGCUUUUUUCACUCUUAAGAGAAAAGCUGAACAUCUGGAUCCCAAACACUUUUAAUUGAGCAAGCAAUAAGUCAAAAUUUACUGGAAUUAUAAAGCUUUUCACUAAAGAAGAAAUUGUGCAAACAAAUUCUGACACAGCUGUAUUACUAAAUUCAUGUUAAAACGAUUUUGUUAUGUCAGCUGGAUUCGGAUUGAAAUAACUUAUUAAGUAUGACUGUCCAUGUCGAAGAAGGGUGUACAGCAAUUAGAAUAACAGUCACCACAUCGAGAGCCACAGUAGAGAAAGAAGUACUGUAGUAUCCUUACUGACAAUUAAUAGAUGUUUGUGACUACCUACAACUGUCAUGCAGAUAGCAAUGCACUUUAUAUCUGAUGUAUUCAAGUUUUAACAAUGAAAUUUACUAUUACUCACUAAGUCUGACCAUUAAAUUCUGUCUGUUAUAUUUACUUUUUAUGUUAAUCGUGCUGUUUCCGUUCUGUUCUUUUUGAUCAUUCAAUGUGUAGCUGCAUUUAACUGUCAAAGUCUGGGAGUCAUCUAUUCAUUUAAAUCUCCUUGUCAUAUGUAAAAUUAAUAUUAUGCAAAUGUUUUAUUUUUGUACUCUUUUAUGCAUUUAUAUAUUAAAUCUAAACAUUUAAAUGAAGGAU
Molecule: messenger RNA, 1849 nt
Organism: Morone saxatilis (striped sea-bass)
Lineage: Eukaryota; Metazoa; Chordata; Actinopteri; Moronidae
Gene: cxcl12a
Product: chemokine (C-X-C motif) ligand 12a (stromal cell-derived factor 1)
Exons: 4
Coding region: 79-378 (99 amino acids)
Biological process (GO): axon guidance; chemotaxis; positive regulation of cell migration
Cellular component (GO): extracellular region
Molecular function (GO): chemokine activity; chemoattractant activity
Source: RefSeq, a predicted model, not a curated record